Messenger RNA from Bacidia gigantensis, 996 nucleotides. RefSeq lists its product as uncharacterized. The record is from RefSeq and is a predicted model, not a curated record. Gene Ontology annotation, cellular component: cytoplasm. The transcript is spliced from 2 exons. NCBI's taxonomy places the organism in Eukaryota, Fungi, Ascomycota, Lecanoromycetes, Lecanorales, Ramalinaceae. The coding region runs from base 1 to 996 and encodes 331 amino acids.
AUGUCCGCCCCUAACGAUAUUAUCCUCUACCAUUACCAAUUUUCUCCUUUUGCCCGCAGGGUAACAUGGUAUCUUACUCUCCGCGGGAUCCCAUAUGCGGAAUGCCUCCAACCGGCCAUCCUUCCCCGUCCCGAUCUCGAGCGCUUGGGGGUUGCAUACAGGCGUAUCCCCAUCCUCGCCCACGGUCGGUCAAUCUACUGUGACUCGCGCCUUAUUUUGGAGAAACUCGAGUCAGCUUUCCCCAAUUCACACUUAGAGAGCAUCGACCCAGAACAAGAAGCUGUUAGGCAGCUGCUCGCAACUUGGACCAUUGACGGUGGCAUCUUCAUGCGGGCUGCGCAAAUGAUCCCGCCGGAACUCCCGUUGCUCAAGGACCCAAAGUUCCAGAAAGAUAGAGAGAAUUACACUGGUCGUAGUUGGAGCGAGGAACAAGUCAAGGCGCUCAGACCGGAGGCAAUUGUCCACAUUCAGCAGGGGUUUGAUUUUUUGGAGAAGGGGCUUUUGGCCGAUGGCAGGGAAUGGAUCCUUAACACUAAGGGGCCUUCAUUGGCCGACAUCGAGGCCAUAUGGCCUUUCCAUUGGAUGAUCGAUCUGAAAAGGGCGUUGCCAAAAGACAAAUUCUCGCCAGACAUAUAUCCAAAGGUGUACACAUGGGUGAAGCGUUUUAGUGAGGCUGUGGCGACUGCUAAAGCGAAAAUGGACAAACCUGUGAGGUUGAGUGGUGAGGAGGCCGCGAAGGUCACAAAUUCUGCAUCUGUAUCACCGAUCGAUCGCGAAGGCGAUUUGGUAGAUGACGGUGACCCCACCCACUUGAAACAUGGUGCGCAAGUGGAGAGCUGGCCCAUUGACACUGGGUUCAAAUCCAGGGAUCGUGGAAACCUCGUGAGAUUGAAUGAGUACGAGUGUGUGUUGGAGAAUUCGCUGGGCGUUAGAAUAUACCAUCCGAGAUGGAACUUCAGGAUUCAAGCAGUGAAGAAUGACCGAGCGAAAAUGUGA